This is a messenger RNA of Malassezia vespertilionis, 804 nucleotides long. RefSeq lists its product as uncharacterized. The transcript is spliced from 5 exons. The record is from RefSeq and is a predicted model, not a curated record. Bases 1 to 804 code for a protein of 267 amino acids. NCBI's taxonomy places the organism in Eukaryota, Fungi, Basidiomycota, Malasseziomycetes, Malasseziales, Malasseziaceae. Gene Ontology annotation, cellular component: mitochondrion.
AUGCGUCUUGCUGCCGUUUCCGGGAGCGCUCUCCGUGCAGGACUAGCGCACCAUGCGCGCGCUCUGGGCACGACACGCCACAUAAGCAACGAGAAGCAGGGAUUCCUAGAUUCUCUCAUUCACGGCGACUCGGACGCGAAAGCGAGCUUGUACCCCGAUAUGCGGCCCGAGGGCCACACAGAAGUGUACGAGAUUCGGCGUGUGAUGGUCCCGCCCAAGUACGCCGAUGCGUACCGUGCAGUUGUCGCUAACAAGAGACUUGAGAUGAAUACCAAACUUGCCGAACACUACCACGACGUGCUGGAGAGCGCGGGGAGUUGGGAGGUAGUGAUUGGCAAUGUGGGCAACUUUUGCUACGAUAAAGUAGAGCAGGGCAGUGUGACGGACCCGGUGCAGCAAGAGUUCCGCGAGAAGGUAGCUCCUUACGUGACUGGCCGCCGCAACUGGAUUACGCAGGCGUUCACCUUCUGGAACUCGAUCAACAAGCUUCACAACCAGGACAAGCUGUUUGAGCUGCGUACGUACAACUUGAAGCCGGGGAAGCUGUUGAUGUGGGAGCGCGAAUGGCGCCAAGGUCUCGACGCGCGCCGUCCUUUUGCAGAGCCGGUCGGAGCAUGGUUUUCGCACAUUGGCGCAUUGCACACGGUGUUCCAUAUGUGGGAGUUUGACUCGCUGGCACAGCGUGAGACGACACGGGCGGAUGCGUGGCAGCUCGAGACUUGGAGGAAGACGGUGGACAGGACUGUUCCUAUGAUCAACAGCAUGAACUCGCAGAUUAUGCGCCCUCUUUCGCGCCCGAACUAA